Messenger RNA from Penicillium riverlandense, 1896 nucleotides. Its product is annotated as putative Patatin-like serine hydrolase. Gene Ontology annotation, cellular component: membrane. Gene Ontology annotation, biological process: arachidonate metabolic process. NCBI's taxonomy places the organism in Eukaryota, Fungi, Ascomycota, Eurotiomycetes, Eurotiales, Aspergillaceae. The coding region runs from base 1 to 1896 and encodes 631 amino acids. The record is from RefSeq and is a predicted model, not a curated record. The transcript has 3 exons.
AUGGAUCCCGCAUCGCUACGGCGCAAAGACACCACCAAGGGUCCUCCGCUGAGGAUCCUGUCGCUUGAUGGAGGCGGCGUUCGCGGCUACUCCAUGCUUAUCAUCCUCCAGGAACUCAUGUACCGCACCUACGUCGAGUGUGAAGGAAAACCUCCGCGUCGUGACCAAAUCCCGAAACCGUGCGAUCAUUUCGAUCUCAUCGCCGGCACCGGCACCGGCGGUUUGAUCGCGCUCAUGCUAGGCCGGCUGCGCCUGGAUCUCGAAACAUCCAAAGAAGUCUACGUGCGGAUGACCCGGAAAGUUUUUGAGACCGAUAAGACUAUCGCUGGUAUUCCCUACCGAUCGACCCUGUUCAAGGCCUCCAAGCUCGAAGAAGCCAUCCGCGAAUGCGUUCGGGAACAUACGGUUUACGAGGCAGAGGGGAAUGACAAAGCCGAUGCCAAUCCACGCGCGUCGAUGGCCAGCCUGCCUUAUAGCUCUGGCUCAGUGCCUCAACGGACUCUUAGCCGGGGAAGUUUUAGCAUGCAGCCGCCUCCGUCAACUGCCUCCGACCGGAGGAACUCCACGUUUAUCAACGGUCUGCGCUGGGGUCAGCCGGAUGCCUCGCUUUACGAUAAUCGGGAAAAUCGGACCAAAACAGCCGUCACUGCUCUUUACAAAGGCACUCCGCGCAACACACCCGCCGUGCUCCUCCGAUCCUAUGACUCGCGCCGGGAACCACCGCCGGAAUUCAACUGUACCAUUUGGCAAGCGGGUCGCGCAACUUCGGCCACGGGAUUGGCUUUCAAGCCAAUUCAAAUCGGGCAACACGUCUUCAUUGAUGAAGGGGCUGGCACGUAUAACCCGGCGCCACAGAUCCUCGACGAGGCCGUCGUGAAUGAGUGGCCUGGUCGCGAGGUCGGCGUGUUUGUUAGCGUUGGCACCGGGAAGCGGCCAGCUGGUACGAACAGUCGCCAGCAUGAAUGGUGGGAGGAUUUCUUUGGUGAUGCACUCGGUACAUUUGCCGAGGCCCGGAGGCGACUGAUCUCAAAGAUCGAGGGCUGCGAAGAUAUCCACCAGGAUAUGCUGCGCGACUACCUCGCCCAGCGCCAAGUGAGCAAGGAUAACUAUUACCGCCUCAAUGUCGAGGUCGGAGUGGGCGAAUUCGGUAUGAAUGAGUGGAACCGGCUGGCCGAUAUCAGCACCAACACUCGUCGGUACCUGGCAAAACCGGACGUGAAGAAGAUGAUCCUGGAUGCGAGCGUCAAGUUUGCCAAAAUCGACCGUAUGAACCGUCGCUUGGCCAACCACGCUGCCGCCGGCUGGGAGCGUGAUGACUUGUCCUUUGAUUUGGAGCGGGAGGAGAUGACGGUCUCUGACCACAACGUGUCUGAGCUGCCUCCAUCAUCCCAUCAAUUCGCGGUGGAAUUACCCGCCGAACCCGUCGAGUACGCUCCUCACUCACCGGUGCAAGCAGCACCGCCCGUCACCGUGUCUGCGCCUCCACCCACACCAAUGUCGGUCGAUUCGCUCCCAGCGCAUCCAACGCCACAAGAUAAUUACGCCUCCUCCUCCAGAUACUCCGCCAGCGACGUUUCCAGCUACCGACCCAGCCACGAGUACAGUCGGCCCACAUCGCAGCAGCAGCAACAACAAAACUCGCCCCGGCGAAGUGGAGAGAAACUCACCCCUCACGACGGCAUGGGGCCCCCGGUGCCGCCUCCAAUACCGCCCAAGACCCCAAUCCAACACUCCGCUCCGUAUCCGGGCCAGGAUGAUGGAGGGAUCUCCAUGCCAGCACCGCUGUUCUCCCAGGGAUCUGUUCCUGCUGGGGGUAAAGUGCGGCCUCCCUAUCCGGUGGAUGAGCCACCACCCGCGGUGAACCGCCAGCGGAAACCGAGCUAUCACGUACGGUGA